AUGCGUCAGGCACUGUUUGUGCUGACCGUUUGCGGAUGGGCUCAUGCGGAUCUGUUCACUUCGAUCGCCGACAUGCAGAACCUUCUGGAGACGGAACGGAAUAUUCCGAAACUUUUGGACAAGUACAUUCACGAAGAGGAGGAACGGCUCGUUCAGCUGAAAAAGUUGGCGGAUGAGUACGCGUUGAAGAACGAGAAGUCGAUCGAGACGGGCCUUAAGGACAUCACCAACCCGAUCAAUGCGUUCUUGCUCAUCAAGAGAAAGGUUAGACUUUCAAAUUUGUGCUCUUAAAGUCAGUUAAUUGAAAUCGAUGUAUCUCAACUGUUUGUAGAGAUAUCAAAAAGUGGUCAACUGAUAAAAUGUACAAAAUGUCUUAAUGAAAAAUGUGUUAGUUGACAGCUUUUUGAUAUCUUUUCAAGCAGCCGAGAUAUCUCGUCUGAAGCUAGAAGCAAUUACAUAAAUUUCAACUUUUCAGAUCUUCGACUGGAAAGAGAUCGAAUCGAAGAUGAACGCGAACAAAGCCGACGGGAUCGUGGCCUCCAUGACCGGAGAGAACUACGGAGUUCGGUACCCGACCGCCGACGAUUUGAGCGGAGCCGCCACCGGUCUGCUCCGUCUCCAGGACACUUAUCGAUUGGAUACGAAGGAUUUGGCCGACGGAAAGAUCUAUUCGGAUCAGGGAAAUUACACGUUCUCCGGUAGGAUUCACUUCAUUUUUGUUGACUAAACUGUCGUUUUUAAGCCAGAGACUGCUUCGAAAUCGCGCGCGCCGCCUACAAUGAGCACGACUUCUACCACACGGUCACGUGGAUGCAAGAGGCUCAGAGAAGACUUGCCGAUGAGCCGGAGCCCACUGCUGAUAUUGAGGAUGUACGUUUUAAAUUUCUUUCAAUAAGGAAAUAGUGCCAUUUUUCAGAUUCUCGAAUACCUCGCGUUUGCGCUUUACAAACAGAACAACCUGAAACAUGCCUUGAAGCUCACUGAGGAAUUGCACAAAUUGAGUGUGUUCUUUCCCUUUUUCCCUCUUCUCCUUUCAUAUUAUUCUUCUGCCAGACCCCUCCCACCCUCGCGCGAAGGGAAACGUCAAGUGGUACGAGGAUCUUCUGGAGCAAGAAGGCGUCCGACGCAGUGAAAUGCGACGCAACCUGCCGGCGAUCCAGAACCGUCGGCCGGAUUCCGUGCUCGGAAACACCGAACGAACCAUGUACGAGGCGCUGUGCCGAAACGAAGUCCCAGUGUCUCAGAAGGACAUUUCCCGCCUCUACUGCUACUACAAACGCGACCGUCCGUUCCUGAUCUACGCGCCGAUCAAGGUGGAGAUCAAGAGAUUCAAUCCGCUGGCGGUGCUCUUUAAAGAAGUCAUCUCGGACUCUGAGAUCGCAGCGAUUCAGGAGCUGGCGAAGCCGAAACUCGCAAGAGCCACAGUCCACGACUCCGUCACCGGCAAACUCGUCACCGCAACUUACCGUAUCUCGAAGAGCGCGUGGCUCAAAGAGUGGGAGGGCGACGUCGUGGCGAAGGUGAACAAAAGGAUCGAGCUGAUGACGAAUUUGGAGAUGGAGACGGCCGAGGAACUGCAGAUUGCCAACUACGGAAUCGGAGGACACUACGAUCCUCACUUCGAUCACGCCAAGAAGGAGGAGAGCAAGUCUUUCGAGAGCCUCGGAACUGGAAAUCGCAUCGCUACCGUUCUAUUCUAUGUGAGCUCAUUUAUCAAAGUUUUGUGUCAAAUCUUCAUGUCUUGUACGUUAUUUUUGUAUCUUCACUCCCAAGAGUACUGUAGCUAAACGUGUAGAGCAACUUCUACAAGCGACAGUAUUUUUUGGAGAGGUUGUACUAACAAGUUGUCAACCACAAAAACAAAGUACUAAACAUGAGGCUUACACCCAAACGUUUUUGGAGCAAUAGGGCUUCAUCAGGUGCUGCUAGACCAACACAAAGUUAACCUUCGAUCCCCUUCAGAUGUCCCAACCGUCGCACGGAGGUGGCACCGUCUUCACCGAGGUCAAAUCGACCAUUCUGCCCACGAAGAACGACGCGCUCUUCUGGUACAAUCUGUACAAACAGGGCGACGGAAACUCGGACACCCGCCACGCCGCCUGCCCAGUUCUCGUGGGAAUCAAAUGGGUAAGCUGUCGGACUACCUUUUUGGACGACGAUUUAUUGAAACCGAUAUUGUAGGUCUCGAAUAAGUGGAUCCACGAGAAGGGCAACGAAUUCCGUCGUCCGUGCGGCCUCAAGUCGUCGGACUACGAGCGAUUCGUCGGCGACCUCGGAGUGGGCCCGGAGCCCAGAGACACUCCGAACCUGUCGCCGAGGCUCGGAAAGGAUGUCUGGGAGACAAUCUAA
Caenorhabditis sp. 36 PRJEB53466 is the source of this 2349-nucleotide messenger RNA. Lineage: Eukaryota; Metazoa; Nematoda; Chromadorea; Rhabditida; Rhabditidae. The record is from the annotation of a GenBank genome assembly.